UUUAAAGAUAAGCUUAUUUUGAUAAUUCAAGUUCAAAUAUUUUGAAAUGUAGUUUUAUUUUUUUAAAGAUUAAACAGUAGAAAAUAUGUUCAUAUUCAUAUUUGUAUAAUUUUGUUCUUUAGAGAACGCACUUCUUUAUUGUUAUUAUAUAUUUUCGAUCAUAUUUAGUGUCAUGGGAGCGUGUUGUAGUUGGUGCAAGGAUGAUGACACAUACACUGUAAGAGUUUAAAUGGUACUUUGAGACAACAAAUAAUUAACUUUAAACUUUUUUUAGGAUGUGGAUCAAGAACGAACACAUUUGCUGGCCCACCCGACUUGUAACAGUACAAGUAUUCAACACGGUAUACCCGACGACUAUCAAUAUGGAUCAUUGCCUAAAGAAUCUGAAGAACAGGCUAGCUUGAAUCGCAUUUUAGAAGAAGUAUCAUCGUAAGUUUUUCAUACAUUUUUCAUUGAAAUUGGUUAAAAUAGGUAAUAGUAAUUAAUGACUAUCACCAAACAUGUCUUGUUGAUAUUUUAAAUUCUGUUAUCCUCUAAGUACUUAUAUUGUUAUUGAAUAAUAGUGGCUGACAUUUUAUCAUUGAAUUAAAUUCAAAAAAUAGAUUUAAUUUAUUAAACAAAACUUUUAUAUACUUUAUUUAUUGUUAAGUAGACUUUUAUAAAUUUAUUUAAAUGGCUAUAAUAUACUAUCUUAUUUACAAUUUAACCAUUAGUCAGUCACGCGGUGUAAACAUUUUCCUUAUCUUUUAUAAUGGCUGUUUCUUGAUCUAAAAUUACUACGUGCUCUUUUCAAUUAUCAUUUUCAUUACUAGACACAUCACCCUAGAGUGCUUGCCAUCUAAUAACUUUUUGAUAUGCCUAUGUUGAACUUUUAAAAUUAAAAAAUGGUUACUCAUUUGUUAUACUUAAAUAUUUUUUAUUAACUUUGAUGAUAUUUAAGAACAACUUCAUUACAAAAUACCAGACUGGUUCAUAAUCUUGAUAGAUUAUUUACCCCACACAACUGAUGAAAAGUAAAAAUUUAAUCUAUAAUUUAAUUUUUUAAAUUUUGUUUCUUUUUGACAAAAACUAAAUUAGUAAUUACUAAUUGCAAUUUUCAUUAUGUGUAAGUACAAUAUACUAUCAUAAACGCUGGACAUACUUUGCUCGAUGGGUGGACCACUGUUGCAGAUAAGAUAUUAGGAGAAUAGGAUAUAGAGAGAAAUUUAUUGUAUACCUGUAUACAAUUAAUCAUUGCCAACAAAAAGCAAUUUUGAGCGGAGUUCAGUAAUAUAUGUUUUAAAAAGCCGUAAUACUUAUCAUUCUUGUCGUAAUUUGAUAUUAAAAAAAACCAUAUUAUACUCAACUUUUUUUGUUGUAUCACUAAGUACUACUUACAAUCAACCUCUUGUUAAAGCAUUUUUGUUUGGUCUAACAAUUUUAUCUAUUUAGUACCUACCGAAUAAAUAUUAUACAAAAAAUAAAAUGUCUAUAAAUAGCUCAAAUGUUUUGAAAAUUUUACGACAUCCAGAAAAAGUAAGUAUACGUUUUCUGUCCAAACUUCAAGUUUCUAUAAACUGAGUCACAACAAAAAAAAAACAAUAAUAAAAGCGUUAUUUUUAUAAAUUUUCCUGUUUUAUGUAUGACCUUAAGUACCAACUAAAUAAAUUUCAUUUCAGAAAAAUUGCUACAUUUGAAAAUCGAAGCAAGAUUUCUAGUAGAAUUUUUUUACACAGUAUUAAAAAUAAACAUAGUAAAACUCAGAGGAUAAAUCACUGAUCAAUACUAUGUACACUAGAUUUCAGAAUACCACAAUUUUCUAUAAGAUUUCCUUUAAAAUUACCAAAGGUUUCCAUGAUUACCAAAUAUUUGACAUUCGUACCUUGAUUUCCAUAACUUUACUCAGAAUCUAAAAUUAUAAUAAUUAAUUGAAAAUAUGUAUUGUCGAUAUAAAAAUUUAUCAGAAUUUAUAAAAAAAAACUGACUGAUUUGUUAUUAGUCUUCAUUCUUCUGUAGUGACAUAACAAUUUUUAAAUAUAUUAUUAACCAUAUUUUUAUAAUUUUUUUUUUCUCAGAAAUGUUAUCGAUGUUGGUGCCCUUCACAACUGCAUUGACCAACAAGAGAUAAUUGAACGUCAAAAUCUAUACAACGCCAAACUACAAAUUGUACCACUUUCAUCCGUUGCUCAUACUAUUGUCAGUUUAAGACAAAAUUCUGCUUGCUUGUUGAAAGAUGUUCCUGGUCCUGAUAAAGUACUAUCUAGAAAUAUAGGCCUACCAGGGAACUAUCGUUGCAUUCUGGUUCAUAUAAAUGAAAUACAGAGACUGUUAUCUUCUAUGAGUGUAGAACACAAGGGUGAUUUAGUAGUUCAAUUUUGAAUUGUAAACGUGUUUUUUUGAUAAUGUAUAUUUCAAUUUAUCAUUUAUAUAUUAUUUGAAUAUUUAUACAUUAUUAUUAUACUAUAAUUUAUAUUACACAUUAAACAUAAACAUGUAAAUUUGGUUAUAUUUUUAUAAACAUUAUUAAUGAUUAAGAUUUUUGAAUAGGAGGGACAUGGAAAAAGUACAACAUAAAUCCGGUUCCCAUAAAUAAAUGCAAAAUUGUUAUUAAAAAUAUAAAAGCAAAUGGUUUCUGUCCCAAUGAAGGCAUAAUUGAAGAUACAAUAACAUAACCUGACACUAAGGUGCCAGCUGCAACCAAAAGCCAUUGCAACCAAUUAAUUUGUAUUACCCAUAAAACUGAUAUCGGUAUGAAUAUUGAUAAGGCAUAUCCAUACAGACACAGAAGUUCUAAGUAGCUGAGGCUGAACUGAAAAACAAACAAAAAUGAUGACACAAUUAAAACUAAGAAAUAAAAUAGAUUUAAUUUUAAAAUAAAUAAUUAUAUUAAAAACCACAAAAGAAAAAAAAGUAAAUUAAUUCAUUUAAUAG
Cinara cedri is the source of this 2910-nucleotide messenger RNA. The record is from the annotation of a GenBank genome assembly. NCBI's taxonomy places the organism in Eukaryota, Metazoa, Arthropoda, Insecta, Hemiptera, Aphididae.